Messenger RNA from Fusarium sp. VM40, 948 nucleotides. The record is from the annotation of a GenBank genome assembly. Lineage: Eukaryota; Fungi; Ascomycota; Sordariomycetes; Hypocreales; Nectriaceae.
AUGUCCCCCAUCAAAGCCAUUAUCUUCGGCGCAACAGGCGCAGUCGGUCGAGCCGCAGCCUUGGAAGCCCAGUCCCAGGGCGCCCAAGUCACCCUCGCAAUGCGAAACACCAAGAAACCCAUCCCAGGCCUCACAUCAGCAACUGAGCAAGAGUUAGGCUUCACCCGUGUUCAGGCAGAUCUCUCCGAUCCCCAGUCCGUUGAGCGCGCCGUGUCCGAAUCUGGCGCAACAGUUGCGUUCUCUUAUAUCCUCUUUGACGCCGAGGAUGGUCUCCUGGAAACAUACAAAGCUAUGAAGAGGGCUGGUAUUACGCAUAUCGUCCUCCUCUCUUCGUUCUGUGUCACUGAGAACGGGGGUGCGAAAGCGUCAGCCAAGGCAGAGGAGAUUCUGGCGGUUGUUCAUGGCAAAGCUGAGCUUGCGCUAGCCGAGAGUGGCAUUGCUUGUACCAUCAUACGGCCAGCGUACUUCUCCAGUAACAUCCAAAUGCUCGAAGAUUGGGACGAGGUUAAAAGAGGUGAACUUGGCAUUGCUUAUCCCGAGGCCCCCUUUGACUAUCUUGCUCCAGAGGAUGUCGGUGCCCUUGCAGGGGCGAGAAUCGUCAAGCCAGCGCCUUCGUCGGGUGAAUUGGUCAUCACACAAUGCGGACCUGAGUUGAUCUCCCAGAAAAAUGCAUGGAGUAUCAUCAGCAAAGGACUUGGCAUGGAUAUCACUGUCAAGGAAAUCACCGAUGAGGAGCAUCGCAAGAAGCUUGAGGCGAGAGGCUUCCCGCCACCCAUGAUCAAGUCUAGCGUGGAGCGCUUAGCCGAUCUUGCGCGAGACCCGUCAGGUUUGUAUGCUCCUGAUGUAUAUAAGGAGGCUUCGGGGAAUUUUGAGAAGUAUACUGAAAGAAAACCCACGACGCUUGCGUCAUGGGUUGAGAAACAUAGAGAGGAAUUGUUGGCGAAAUGA